Molecule: messenger RNA, 1152 nt
Organism: Arabidopsis thaliana (thale cress)
Lineage: Eukaryota; Viridiplantae; Streptophyta; Magnoliopsida; Brassicales; Brassicaceae
Product: Adenine nucleotide alpha hydrolases-like superfamily protein
Exons: 4
Coding region: 565-1053 (162 amino acids)
Source: RefSeq, marked reviewed
UACAUUUCUCUUAGUUCACGUUGUCUUUGUAUACGUGUUUAUGGAUAUUACAUAACUGAAAAUCAAGAUCAGUCAAUCAGUGUAACAUCAAUCAUCAAUAACCCUGCGGGAUGUAUAUAAAACUAAGGGAUAUAUGAGGAAAAUCAGAUUCCAGAUUAAGUUCAUAAAUAUUGAUUCACCUAAAAUCUAUAAUAACAUAGUAGUUCAGAAGCAUGAAAUAAUUCUAUAAAAAAUCAUGAAUUAUCUACAUAAAAAUAUCGCAUAUUGUAGAUAAGAGUCACCCCUGAAAGAAAAACGAUAGUUUUCUGUAUUUGGUUAUCAAUCAAUCCUAUGUGGGUUUAUAUCUUAUCUAAUGUAAAAAUUACACAAAGGAUAGUGUCUGCAAAUAUCUAAAUGAAAACACUUAAUUCCAAAAUGAGAAAUCAAGUGGGUUUUGCCUAGCUAAUUGUAUAAAUAGUAACACAAUCAUAAUCUCUUCUUCCAUCAGGUCUUCUUCAUAAUAUAUUUCUUCUCUAAUAAUUGAAAGCAAAAGAAAACAGUUUUUUUUUUUAGAAAGGUAAAGAAAUGGAGGAAACAAAGGAGAGAAAGAUAGUAGUAGCAGUAGACGAAAGCGAAGAGAGCAUGGAAGCUCUGUCAUGGAGUCUUGACAAUCUUUUUCCAUAUGGUUCCAAUAAUACACUCAUCCUCCUCUACGUCAAGCCCCCUCUUCCCGUUUACUCUUCCCUCGAUGCCGCAGGGUUUAUAGUGACAGGAGACCCGGUUGCAGCUUUGAAGAAGUAUGAAUACGAGCUCGUGGAAUCGGUCAUGGCUCGGUCUCGAACCGUGUACCAAGAUUAUGAGUCUGAUAUUAAUAUAGAGAGACGAGUUGGAAGAGGAGAUGCUAAGGAAGUUAUAUGCAACGCAGUUCAGAAACUUAGAGUUGAUAUGUUAGUAAUGGGCACUCAUGACUAUGGCUUCUUCAAAAGGGCUUUGCUAGGGAGUGUGAGCGAGUAUUGCGCCAAACGAGUCAAGUGUCCUGUGGUUAUCGUCAAGAAGCAAGCUCAAGAUAAUUAAGCUCAUAUGAUUGCAUUGUGUAUAUGUUUCGAAAGAACUGGUGUAACACUUGAAUCAAUCUUCGUAUGCGAUAAUAAAAUACAUAACGGUUUAAACAAA